Messenger RNA from Myotis davidii, 8270 nucleotides. It is a transcript of the gene VCAN, whose product is annotated as versican. The record is from RefSeq and is a predicted model, not a curated record. Gene Ontology annotation, molecular function: calcium ion binding; hyaluronic acid binding. NCBI's taxonomy places the organism in Eukaryota, Metazoa, Chordata, Mammalia, Chiroptera, Vespertilionidae. Gene Ontology annotation, biological process: cell adhesion. Bases 69 to 7265 code for a protein of 2398 amino acids. The transcript is spliced from 14 exons.
GACCAUUCGCGCAGCUCUGCGGUGAAUUGUUUCCCACAAACUGCACUAAGCCGCCUUUCAAGGACAAGAUGUUGAUUAAUAUAAAGAGCAUCUUAUGGAUGUGCUCUACCUUAAUAGCAACCCAUGCACUACGUAAAGUCAAAGUGGAAAAAAGCCCACCUGUGAAGGGCUCCCUCUCUGGAAAAGUCAACCUACCUUGUCAUUUCUCAACCAUGCCCACCUUACCACCCAGUUAUAACACCAGCGAAUUUCUCCGAAUCAAAUGGUCUAAGAUUGAAUUGGACAAGAGUGGAAAGGAUUUAAAGGAGACUACUGUUCUUGUGGCUCAAGAUGGGAAUAUCAAGAUUGGCCAGGACUACAAGGGGAGAGUGUCUGUGCCUACACAUCCCGAGGAUGUGGGUGAUGCCUCACUCACCAUGGUCAAACUGCUUGCCAGCGACGCGGGACUCUACCGCUGCGAUGUCAUGUUUGGGAUUGAAGACACACAGGAGACAGUGUCAUUGACGGUGGACGGGGUUGUAUUUCACUACAGGGCAGCAACCAGCAGGUACACUCUGAAUUUUGAGAAUGCACAGAAGGCUUGUUUGGAUGUUGGGGCAGUCAUAGCAAGUCCAGAGCAGCUCAAUGCUGCCUAUGAAGACGGAUUUGAGCAGUGUGAUGCAGGCUGGCUGUCUGAUCAGACCGUUAGAUAUCCCAUCCGGACUCCUCGAGAAGGCUGUUAUGGAGAUAUGAUGGGGAAGGAAGGUGUCAGGACCUAUGGAUUCCGUUCUCCUCAUGAAACUUAUGACGUGUAUUGCUACGUGGACCAUCUGGAUGGUGAUGUGUUCCACAUCACUGCUCCCAAUAGAUUCUCCUAUGAGGAGGCCGAAGAAGAGUGUGAAAACCAGGACGCCCGGCUGGCGACAGUGGGGGAGCUCCACGCGGCCUGGAGGAAUGGCUUUGACCAGUGCGAUUACGGGUGGCUGAUGGACGCCAGCGUCCGCCACCCUGUGACUGUGGCCAAGGCCCAGUGUGGCGGUGGUUUGCUUGGGGUGAGAACCCUGUAUCGCUUUGAGAACCAGACAGGCUUCCCUUCCCCUGAUAGCAGAUUUGAUGCCUACUGCUUCAAACGUCGAAUGAGUGAUUUGAGUGUAAUUGGUCAUCCAAUAGAUUCAGAAUCUAAAGAAGAUGAACCUUGUAGUGAAGAAACAGAUUCAGAGCACGACCUAAUUGCUGCCAUUUUACCUGAGUUAAUUGACAUAGAUAUAUACCACAGUGAGGAAGACGAGGAGGAAGACGAAGACUGUGCAAAUGCUACUGACGUCACGACCACCCCAUCAGUGCAGUACAUAAAUGGGAAACACCUGGUCACCACUGUGCCCAAGGACCCAGAGGCGGCAGAAGCUAGGCGUGGCCAGUUUGAAAGUGUUGCACCUUCUCAGAAUUUUUCAGACAGCAGUGAGAGUGACACCCCUGAGUUCCCCAUGUCUGAAACGGAAUCAUCUAUGGCUGUGCAACCAAGUGAAUCUAACGAAACGACGGAAUCGCUUGAAAUGACAUGGAAGCCUGAGACUUACCCUGAAACCCCAGAACAUUUUUCAAGUGGUGAGCCUGAUAUUUUCCCCACAGUCCCAUCACACAAAGGCCGAGCCGCAGAGGGACCAGAAUCAGUCUCGGAUAAAGGGCCUGAGCCUGCGCGUGAUAGUCUGGUGCUUGAACAUACGGAACCUGUACCCCUCUCUCCUGAAGAGUCUUCAGGAGAUGCUGACAUCAACCAAGAAUCCCCAGAAAUGAUCUUUUCAAGGACCACGGAAGUAACACUUGGUGAAGAGGCAGAAAAAAGUACUUCUGUCACCUCUACUCCAAGUACAGUUCCAAGUUCUGUGUCAGCAAAUGUGUUGGAGGAAGUGUCAGUCACAUUGACAGGAACCCCCAGGCCUGCUGACCCAUUGGCCACUGUGGAGAACUGGGUGGGAAUAACACCUGGACAAAUUGUAGAGCUCUCUGGGAAUUCUUCAAUUCUGAUUCCAGAAGGCUCUGGGGAAGAAGAAGAUAAAGAUCAAAUGUUCACCGUGGUAACCCGUUCAUCACAGAGAAAUAAUACCGAUACACUGGUUACUUUAGACACUGGCAAGAUAAUGAUCACAGACAACCUUUUUGAUGUUCCUGCAACUGCUGUUUCCUUGGUUUCUGAACAACCUUCUACAGAAAUAGUGCCCACAAAAUUUGUAGAGGAAACAGACACGUUUGAAUGGGCUUUCAGUCCGUCUCUUGAGGGAAAGCAAAGGGAAGGUGAGGAGAAGGGAACUACAGCUUCUACAGUUCAGCUCCAUAUGCCUACACAGAGAUCAGACCAGUUAAUUUUAUCCUCUGCGGUAGAAAACUCAAAUGAAGCUACAGCUAGUGAUUCAGCAUCUGCUACCAGGAACAGUGUUAUGUCCUUAACAACAUCCACACAGGCUGAAAGGGAAAUGACAAGUUCUAAUCCUUUCUUUCCGGAGACAGAUGUUUUAGACAAUCUGGGGCCACAGACCACCAAGCCCAGCAGUAGCAGUCAACCUGGAGUUCAGGAAGGGCCGGCCACUGUGCCAGGUAGCCCUGUCUCUCUCUCUACGGAGCAGGGCUCAAGAGAAGCUGCCACUGACCCAGCAACCACCGCUGUUUCUUCAUUUUCAUUAAAAGUAGAGUCUGAAAUUCAAAUUAAAAAGGAAAUAGCUAGUACUAUGUCUCCCCGUGUGGAAACCAUAUUCCCCUUUGAGCCACCAGGACUAGAUUUGAGUAAUGUAAUGGACAGAGAGGUUACUGAAGUUAUAAGCCAAACAUCCAAGGAAAGCCUUAUAUCAGAGGCGUCAGUAGAAUCAAAUCACGGGACAGAAAUAAAGGGCUUCUCUACAGAUUUUCCUUUGGAGGAGGAUUUCAGUGGUGACUUCAGAGAAUACUCAACAGUAUCUAAAAUCGUAACGAAAGAAGAAACAGUAAUGAUGGAAGGCUCUGGGGAUGCAGCAUUUAAAGCCACCCAGAUUUCACCAUUGUUAAUCCCUACUUCAGGCCACAUCAAUCACACAGCUGGCUCGGAAGGACCUGGUAGCACCUUUGUCAGCAUGUCAGCCUUCCCUUGGGAAGAGUUCACAGCCUCAGGUGAGGGCUCAGGUGGGCAAGUGGUCUCAGUCAGCAGCUCUGCUGACCAAGUGUUUCCCAGUGCUGUGGGAAAUGUUUUUGGUACAGAAUCUCCAUUUAUUGACCAAGUAUUGGGAGAAGAAGGCACUAUCCAAGAAGCUGAUAAGAGAACCACCAGUUUACCAAGAGCAGAAGCUGAAGGUACUGAACCUCCAACAGAAAAGGGGGACGUGAAGGUCGAUGGCACAGUUUCAGUGGACUUUUCCCAGACGAUAGAGCCAACCAAACUGUGGUCCAGCCAAGGAGUCAAUGCUGUAGGACAAGAAAUUGAAAUCAAAACAGCAUCAGAGGAAAAGAUUCAAGAACAAAAAUCUGUUGAAUCCCCCCAAAGCUCUGUUGCACCAGAACAAACAAUUUUUUAUGAAACUGGAUUUCAAACCACAGGUUCCUCUAUACUAGCAACAGAGAAAAUGUAUGGUGCUGAUGAGGAAAUGGGAAAGGGAGGCAUUUCCUUAGUUGACAUGUCUACUCCAGAUCCAGGAGCAAAGGGUUUGGAACCCUACACUACUCUCCCCGAAGUUACUGAAAAAUCCCAUUUUUUCCUGGCUACUACCUCAGUGACUGAAUCGAUACUAGCUGGAAGUAUAGUUACAGAUUCAUCAAUCAAAGAGGAAGAAAAUAUAAAACCCUUCCCCAAAGUUAUGAAGCCAAUAAUUAAAGAGUCAGAUACUAAUUUAUUCUCUGGCCUGGGAUCAGGAGAAGAAGUUUUGCCUACCACAGUGUCAGUGAAUUUUACUGAAACGGAACAAAUCAUUAGCACAUUAUAUCCCAAGACUUCUCAAGUGGACAGCUUAGAAACUAGCAUCUCUAGUGAUACCACUGAAGACUAUGAGGGAAUGGAAAAUGUGGCAAAUGAAGUUGGACCACUCAUUUCUAAAACAGACAGCACCGCUGAACAUAGUGAGACAGCAUCCAGCACAACUUUACUAGAAAUUUUAAGUGACACCAGGACAGAAGGACCGUCUUUAGCAACUCUCACUUUCUCCACAGACACUGAACAGCCUCAAAAUCAGACUCAGAGUUGGGAAGAAGAAACUCAGAGUAGUCAACCACAACCUACCACUGAGCAAGUCUCUAACAAGAAUUCUUCAGUAGCAGAAACUAAAGAAGCAGCAACUUCUUCUACUGACUUUCUGGCUAGAACUUCUGGUAUUGGAAUGGUCAAAGGAUCUGUUACAUCUACAACAAAACCAUCUGCCUUGUUUCAUGAAUAUUCCGGAGAAGGAUCUGGGGAACUGGAUGUAGUUGAUUUAGUCCACGCUUCUGGAACGACUCAGGCAACCAGAAAAGGAAGCACCACAUUUGUUCCUAAUAGGCCCCUGGAGAAACAUCCUGAGGAUCCAAGUGCUAAAAGCUUUACUGUUGACGGGUUCCCAACAGUUUCAAUGGUGCCACCUCUUCAUCUAGAGCCGAAUGAAAGCUCCCCAGAUCCAACUAUCACAGUGUCCAACACAGUGUCAUAUAAGAGGUCCACCGAGGGUGCAGAUAGUUUCCACCACCACUUGGGGGGAUUUGAGGAUUCCACCUUAAAACCUGACAGAAAAAAAGCCACUGAAAAUAUUAUUAUAGAUCUGGACAAAGAGGACAAGGAUUUGUUAUUGACAAUUACAGAGAGUACCAUACUUGAAAUUCUACCUGAGCUGACAUCAGAUAAAAAUACUAUCAUAGAUAUUGAUCACACUAAACCCAUGUAUGAAGACAUCCUUGGAAUGCAAACAGACAUAGACCCAGAGACACCGCCAGGACCACAGGUCAAUAAUGAAGACAGCGCUCAAAUUCAAGAGAAGCAUGAGGCAGCUUCCAACCUUUCCUUAACUGGGGAAUACUUUGAAGGUUCUGGUGAUGCUCUUCUGGCUGGCUACACUCAGGCCGCACAUAACAAAUCCAUGACUUCUGAAGACAGAAGCCAGUUCAAUCACAUGGGCUUUAUCUUCACAACUGGGAUCCCCAUCCCAAGCACAGAAACGGAAUUAGAUAUUUUUCUUCCCACAGCAACAUCUCUGCCCACUCCUAGUAAGUCUGCCACAGUUCACCCAAAUAUCGAAGAACCAAAAACUGAAGCCAAAGCCCUGGAAGACAUCUUUGAAUCAAGCACUUUGUCUGAUGGUCAAGCUAUUGCAGACCAAAGUGAAGUAAUAUCAACAUUGGGUCAUUUGGAAAAGACACAGGAAGAGUAUGAGGAAAAGAAAUAUGUUGGCCCUUCUUUUCAGCCAGAAUCCUCUUCAGGAGCUGGGGAGGCACUAAUAGAUUCUACACUAAUAGAUUCUACACCCCAUGUAAGUACUGGUACUGUCCAUCUUACGGCUCAGAGUUUAACAGAAGUACCUCAUGUGAUGGAAGGAUCGAAUCCCCCAGAUUACACGGAUACAACAUCACCGGUUUUGGCCUUUGUGGAGCUGUCUCCUGAGACAUCGUCUCCGUUCACUGUGCCUUUAGGCAGUGGAGCGUCUGACCACACAGACAGCCUUCAGCCAAGUGCUCUGCCUGGUGUAGAUGCUGGCACAUCUCAAACGUCCCCAGGAAAAUCUGCAAAUAUUGAGGUGACUUUCCAACCAUCAAGUGAAGAGUACAUUCACAUAACUGGGCCUCCAUUCUUACCUCCUGACACAGAGUCAGAAUCUUCAGAAGAUGAAACUAAACCUAACUUUUUAGAACAAAUGGAAGCUUUUCCCACAGAAUUAAUUGUUGAAGAAGGAUCUGAGAUUCUCCAAGAUUCCCCAAACAAAACCAAUGUUCAACUUUCUGGAGAAACAACCAAAGUAUUUUCUAGUAUGAGAACCUCUGAGGUUGAAACCCUUGUCACAGCUGCAGGUGAAAUUAAGUCAGAAGGUGCUACACUGGGGCCACACCCAAGUUCCGCUUCUGCAACCGCUGGGACUGGGGCAGGUGUGGUGCCUCAGCCCAGCCCACAGACUUCUGAGAAGCCCACAGUUCCUUCCCUGGAAAUAAACUCUGAAACGCAGGCAGCUUUGACCAGAGGGCAGGAUUCCACAGUGGCAGCAUGGGGACAGCAAGUGUCAGCAAGAAUUCUUGAUUCCAAUAAUCAGGCAACAGUGCGCACUGCGGAGUUAAAGACUUCACUUCCAACACCACCACUUUACCUUCUGGAAACUUCUAAUGAAACCGGCUUCCUGAUUGACAUGAAUGAAGAGUCAGUGGAAGGCACAGCAGUCUAUUUACCAGGACCUGAUCGUUGCAAAACGAACCCGUGCCUCAAUGGAGGCACCUGCUAUGCUACUGAAACUUCCUAUGUGUGCACCUGUGUGCCGGGAUUCACUGGGGACCAGUGUGAACUUGAAUUCGAUGAAUGUCACUCUAACCCCUGUCGCAAUGGAGCCACGUGUGUUGACGGCUUUAAUACGUUCAGCUGCCUCUGUCUUCCCAGCUAUGUUGGUGCACUUUGUGAGCAAGACACGGAGACAUGUGACUAUGGCUGGCACAAAUUCCAAGGGCAGUGUUACAAGUACUUCGCCCAUCGACGCACAUGGGAUGCAGCCGAACGGGAAUGCCGUCUGCAGGGCGCCCAUCUCACCAGCAUUCUGUCUCACGAAGAACAAAUGUUUGUGAAUCGUUUGGGCCAUGACUACCAGUGGAUAGGCCUCAAUGACAAGAUGUUUGAGCACGACUUCCGUUGGACUGAUGGCAGCACACUGCAAUAUGAGAACUGGAGGCCCAACCAGCCAGACAGCUUCUUUUCUUCUGGAGAAGAUUGUGUUGUCAUCAUUUGGCAUGAGAACGGCGAGUGGAAUGAUGUUCCCUGCAAUUACCAUCUCACCUAUACUUGCAAGAAAGGGACAGUUGCUUGCGGCCAGCCCCCUGUUGUAGAAAAUGCCAAGACCUUUGGAAGGAUGAAACCUCGUUAUGAAAUCAACUCCCUGAUUAGAUAUCACUGCAAAGAUGGUUUCAUUCAACGCCACCUUCCAACUAUUCGUUGCCUAGGGAAUGGAAAUUGGGCUAUUCCUAAAGUUACCUGCAUGAACCCAUCUGCAUACCAAAGGACUUAUUCUAAGAAAUACUUAAAAAAUUCCUCCUCAUCAAAGGACAAUUCAAUAAAUACAUCAAAACAUGAUCACCGUUGGAGCCGAAGGUGGCAGGAGUCCAGGCGCUGAUCCCUAUAAUGGCGAACAUGUGUUUUCAUCAUUUCAGCCAAAGUCCUAACUUCCUGUGCCUUUCCUAUCACCUCGAGAAGUAUUACCCGUUGGUCUGGAUUUAUGGACCACUGUCCAGUCAGUUGGGGGUUGCUGCGCUCCCCAAACAUCUUAAAAGAAAGCAUUGGCAUUCAAAAAGAGAGCGAACGAGAUGAAAGAGAAGAAGGGCAGGGAGAAACCAUUUCCAGCCUAUCUGAUGUCUUCAGUUUUCUGUUUGCCUCCAGUGCAGACCAUUUUAUAAUGUAGACCAGCCUACUGUACUAUUUAAAAAGCUCCAUUUCAGCACCAAUGGCAAUGUAAAUAAGAUGAUUUAAUGUUGAUUUUAAUCCUGUAUAUAAAAUAAGAAGUCACACUGAGUUCUGGCAUAUUUAAUGAUGAUUAGGGAGCCUCCUCGGUCUUUAAUCAUUGGUUUGGCUGCUUUGGGUAGUUUGUUUAGGCUGGAAAUGGUUUCACGUGCCCUUUGACUGUCAGCAAGACCGAGGACGGCUUUUCCUGGACAACUAACAAACACAGAGUCUUGUAGGCCACACUGCACCAUCUCAGCCUUAGCUGCAGUUGGCUUCACGUGCUGCUGAGGCCUGGCUAACGGGACCUGAUGGGAUGAAGGACUGCAAUGUGGAACUCUUCUUUGCUGCAUCCCUUUUUCUUCACUUACAAGAAAGGCCUGAAUGGAGGACUUUUCUCUGACCAGGAGCAUUUUUAGGGGUCGAAGUGCUAAUUAUUAACUCAACCAGGUCUACUUUUUAAUGGCUUUCGUAACACUAACUUGCAAGCUUCCAGAUCAACACAUUUCAAAUGGAUAUAGACCCAGGGCUCUGGAGGGUGGGGGAUUGUUAAAACAACACACGUUCAAAGAAAGAAAUUUUGUAUAUAUAACCAUUUUAAUCUUUUAUAAAGUUUUGAAUGUUCAUGUAUGAAUGCUGCAGCUGUGAAGCAUACAUAAAUAAAUGAAGUAAGCCAUACUGA